AUGUUAACUUCAAGUGGCCCGGAUUGGCAAAGGCAAAGGAGGACCAUUGCCCCAUUUCUUAAUGAGAGCAUUAGCGAGGUCGUUUGGGCCACAAGCUGUCGUCAAGCCAGAGAAAUGCUUACAGAUAUAGAAACCCGAGGCGACCUUGUUUCAAAUACAGUAAUCGUAGGGCUUAAAAUUAUCGCUAUCAAUGUUCUCGGAGCUGCUGGCUACGGUAUUCAAAAACCUUGUGUAGCAUCCAUUGCAGAAAAGUCAGAAACAUCAAUCUCGAGCUCCUUUUUCAGCUCCAUAUCAAUACAAGCUCAAGGAUUCAUUCUAGCUGCCCUUAUUCCACUUUUUGUCUUGAAGAUGCCAUUUGUGUCACAGGCACUUCAAAAACCAGCAGUUGCCAGGCGGGAUUUUCCUCAGUAUGCGAAGGGGAUGAUUCAAUUCGAGAGAGCUCAACAGGCCGAGAAAUCUGUAAGGAAAAACAGUUUUAUAGGAAUGCUGGUCAAAGAAUUGGACGGAAAGGAUCCGACAAGUGAAAGCGCAUCCGUCCAAAACACGUCGAGCCUGACUCCGUUGGAAGUAGAAGGGAACCUGUUCGUAUUCGGCAUAGCUGGGUACGAGACGACAGCGAAUUCAAUGGCGUUCGCGGCUGUAAAUCUUGCAACUUACCCACAAUGGCAGGACUGGCUCAUCGAAGAGAUUGAUGUGGCCAAAGACAAUUCUGGACACACUUACGAGCAGACAUUUUCUAAACUUUUCGAGAUAACUCGUAUCUACAGUCCUGUAGGUAGGACGAGCCAUGUUGUAACUGCCGAUCAAUACGUUGCCCUUUCUUCGGGCCGUACGCACAAAAUUCCAUCGGGCUUAGGAAUUGCAUUCUCAAAUCAAGGCGUCAAUCUGAAUCCAUCUAUUAAUGUACCAGAUCCAUCUUUAUUUCAUCCUCAACGCUGGCUUUAUGAUACAUCAGAUACAGAAGGCCAGUUUAUUGCAACAGAAACUGGUCAAUCCGCCAAAAGGAACGUACCUCGUAUGGUCUAG
Molecule: messenger RNA, 1026 nt
Organism: Venustampulla echinocandica
Lineage: Eukaryota; Fungi; Ascomycota; Leotiomycetes; Helotiales; Pleuroascaceae
Exons: 3
Coding region: 1-1026 (341 amino acids)
Molecular function (GO): monooxygenase activity; heme binding; iron ion binding
Source: RefSeq, a predicted model, not a curated record